Molecule: messenger RNA, 1830 nt
Organism: Phytophthora sojae
Lineage: Eukaryota; Oomycota; Peronosporomycetes; Peronosporales; Peronosporaceae
Exons: 2
Coding region: 1-1830 (609 amino acids)
Source: RefSeq, a predicted model, not a curated record
AUGGUUCAUGGCGGCGCGUGGAGGAAGACGGCGCUUGUGGCGCUGUGCCAACUGUUUAUGACGCUCUCAGACGCCUCCGUCUCCAUCGUCGAGCGGGAUGUCGAGCCCAUCCUGUUCGAGACUUCUGCUGCUACGUCAGACUCGACUCCCGUUUGGGUGGUGCUGUCUAUGCUGCUGGACGUGCAGCCGGUGCUGAUGAAGCUGGACGUGACGCGCCACGUGCCGGCGCAGGUCCAGAGCUUCUGUCGCGAGCAUAACGUGGAUGUCACGAGGUGCACUGGGGCCAUUCGAGAGGCGCUGGAUGAAGUUGUGGACUUCCAGCGGUUCUGCAAGAAACCGAAUGCUGACAGUGCGCUGCCGGGGUUUGUGGUGGCCAAGCACGUACUUCGUCACGAUGGCGAGUCCACUUCGGCGUCUUGGCUGCAGAACGACCCGGAGGAUGUGGCGAUGGACUUCUGCGACUUUGCUCACAGUGGAGUUGAUGAAAAGAGUGCAGACAAGUGCGCGGAGAAGCUUGGCGCAGCGUUGAGGUUGGCAUUUGAUUGGAUGCUCGCGCUGACGCCUUGCGAUCAGGAGAGUGCAAGCAGCAGUGAAGUCCACUUACAAGACUCGGAGUCGCUGAACCUUGUUGAACGCCUUGCUACGGUUGAACAGAUGAUCGCUGAGCUUCACAAUCCCUUGGUGGAUGAGAGUGAAGCACCGACGGCUCAUGAGGCUGAAGCAGCGGGGCACCCUUCCGACGAAGACGUUGAUUCGGUCGAGGGGGUCAGCGAAGUCGAAGAACCUGCGGACGGUGAAGCUGUUGAUGAACUUUACGAAGUAGUCGAAGCCACCCAAGAUAACCAGGACGAACUAAUCGAGUUGAGCCAAGCCACCGCGUCUGACACCAGUCCCAUCAAGGAUUCAGGCUCAGACUCACAAGAAAAGGUUUUCGAGUCCGAGCAUGACGCCCAACUCCAAGCCAUUGAUCUGGACACUAUGGAGAGUGCGUUGCCAGCAGGUAACGGAUCGUGCGACGCUGCAUUUGAUGCAUUGCCGGAUGAAGCUACUGACGAAGCUCUGGAGCCGCAAAAGUCUUGGAAAGUUGGGGCUGCUCUUGUGCUGGCUCUGUCGAUCAUGUACUUGGUGAUCGAUCUGAUGCUUCAAUGGGCGCACUACGUGGCGGAUUAUCUCGGGGCUCAGAAGCAACUGAUCACUGUGCUUCUGCGUGAUAUUCUACUGCUGGUCGGUGGGGGCCCUCGUAGCACGCUCACAGAUUCGUACUCAAAUACAGAGGAUGACGACCUGAAGAAACCCGUGAAGGAGGAGCCCACAGUUUCACCACAGGCAGCGGAAUGCUGCGAGGUGACGAAAGUCCAGCAGCUAAGCAAGGAACCCAACGCAGGCAAGAGCCCGGCGAGCCGAGUAGCUGAGGACGACGCACCGAAGAAAAACUCCUCACCGAUACCAAGUUUCACUUGCGUCGCGAUGAUGCUGAUGGCUGGACGCCAAGCUCCAAUCUCCCACGACCAGUUCUCAAUGUCUCUACGGGCCUCAACCUUCGUGCAGUCCCACAAUGAGGAGACGUCUGCCCGUGAAGAAGCCGCUGGACACCGUAUCCAGAAAGUGUGGCGCGCUUUCCAGCGCAAGAGCUUGCCCAAACAAGGAUGUGGCAGCACGUUGAGCGCCUUGGUUAUUCCACACAAAACUGACCUCGGAAAGUCGCACCCCAGCACUCCGCUCUUCCAACUACUGCGGCUUAAAGGCAAGAAGGCAGCACAAACCCCUCGGGGCGACAAAGUGUCCGCAGGUUUCCACCGAUUGGUACCGAGCACCCUGCCACCGCUUUGA